This is a messenger RNA of Erigeron canadensis, 701 nucleotides long. Its product is annotated as 40S ribosomal protein S19-3-like. Gene Ontology annotation, molecular function: structural constituent of ribosome; RNA binding. Gene Ontology annotation, biological process: translation; ribosomal small subunit assembly. NCBI's taxonomy places the organism in Eukaryota, Viridiplantae, Streptophyta, Magnoliopsida, Asterales, Asteraceae. The coding region runs from base 91 to 531 and encodes 146 amino acids. The record is from RefSeq and is a predicted model, not a curated record. Gene Ontology annotation, cellular component: ribosome; cytosolic small ribosomal subunit. The transcript is spliced from 4 exons.
AUACAUACAUAGUCACAUAGAUAGAUACACAAAGGUGGGUGUAUAGCGGCUCAACACAGCAGCAAAGCAAGAAAGAAAAAGAAGGCAAAAAUGGAGACAGCAGCAGCCGCAAGAACUGUGAAAGAUGUAUCCCCACAUGAGUUUGUUAAGGCUUAUGCCGCUCAUCUCAAACGCUCCGGCAAGAUGGAGCUUCCUGAAUGGACUGAUAUAGUCAAGACUGCUACUUUUAAGGAACUUGCUCCCUAUGAUCCUGAUUGGUAUUAUAUUAGGGCUGCUUCAAUUGCGAGGAAGAUCUACUUGAGGGGUGGUCUUGGUGUUGGUGGAUUCCAGAGGGUUUAUGGUGGGCGUAAGAGGAACGGAAGUGCUCCACCGCAUUUCUGCAAGGCGAGUGGUGGCAUUAUCCGUCACAUUCUUCAGCAGUUGGAAACCAUGAAGAUUGUUGACAUGGAUCCUAAGGGAGGAAGAAGGAUCACGUCCAAUGGCCGCCGAGAUCUUGACCAAGUUGCUGGGAGAACUGCAAUUGCAGCUUGAAGAGAUCUAUCGUUUGAUUAAUGUCGUAAUUUUGAUGUUAUGUAGCUUAUGAAUUUAGCAAGAAACAAGUUUUGGUGGUUUUAAGAUUUUGAGAUGUCUAUUUGGUUGAUACUUAUGCCAAUAUGUGUUGAACUUGCUUUUGUUUGGAAUAUGAGACUUCCUUAAUCGUG